UUAUUUCGUUCCCCUGAAACAGGAGCAGACCCUCGAUUGUUGAUCUCCCUCAGGAUGAACCACAGACCGCUUGCGGUUCACUGCAACAGCCGGCCUGCGGGAUACGCCGACAGCCCCAGAGCCAGGAGCCGUGACAACCUGCUGAUGUGCGAUGACUUGGGGGAGGAAUACUGUUGCUCUGGACGAUGCCUCGGUCACAGCAGCUCUGAGAGGCAGCUCAUGGCUCGUCUCACUGCCGUUAAACGACGCCAGGCUCUCCGAGGUCCUGCCUACAUGUUCUCUGGCCCCUCAGUCAGCCUGUCAGAGGUUGAGCAACGUUUCCUGGAGGCAGCUGAAUACGGCAACAUACCAGAGGUGCGCCGCAUGCUGCUCCACGUGCCCAACUUGAAUGUCAACACUGUGGACUACAUGGGCCAAAAUGCACUGCAGCUGGCCGUGGCCAACGAGCAUCUGGAAGUGACGGAGCUGCUGCUGGGGAGGGCAGACUUGGCCAGAGUGGGUGAUGCCCUCCUUCUGGCCAUCAGUAAAGGCUACGUCCGUAUCACGGAGGCCCUGCUGAAUCACCCUUCAUUUAGAGAUGCUCAUCGUCUGACAGCGAGUCCCGCUCAAGCAGACAUGUUGGAUGACUUCUACGCUUAUGACGAAGACGGGACGAGGUUUUCUCACGAUGUGACUCCAGUGAUACUCGCAGCUCACUGCCAGGAAUACGAGAUAGUUCACACCCUGCUGAGUAAAGGGGCCCGCAUCGACCCUCCCCACGACUACUUCUGUGGCUGCGACUCGUGUAACUACCAGCAGCAAUUCGACUCCUUCAGCCACUCGCGAUCGAGGAUCAAUGCCUACAAAGGGCUCGCCAGUCCUGCCUACCUCUCCCUGUCUAAUGAGGAUCCAGUGCUGGCGGCUCUGGAGCUCAGCAACGAACUGGCCAUGCUGGCUAAUAUUGAGAAAGAAUUUAAGAACGAUUACUGCCGCCUGUCGAGCCAGUGUAAGGACUAUGUGGUGGGCCUUCUGGAUCUGUGUCGCAGCACAGAGGAAGUGGAGGCCAUACUGAGCGGACAAACGGACUCUGAAGACAGCUAUGAUGUACCAGAUCGCCCCUCCCUCACACGGCUCAAAUUAGCCAUCAAAUAUGAACUCAAGAAGUUUGUGGCUCACCCUAACUGCCAGCAGCAGUUGUUGAGUAUCUGGUAUGAAAACCUGCCUGGCCUGAGACAACAAACCACUGCCAUCAAACUGCUGGUGGUGCUGGCGGUGGCUAUAGGACUGCCUGGACUGGCUGUGGCUUACUGGAUCACCCCAUGCAGCAGAGUGGGGAAAGUGAUGCGCAGCCCUUUUAUGAAGUUUGUGGCGCAUGCAUCAUCCUUUACAAUAUUCCUGGGUCUUCUCAUCUUAAAUGCUGCUGACCGUUUCGCAGGCACCACCCUGCUGCCAAACAUGACCCACCAUCACCUUCCAGAAAGUGCACAACUAAACUCUGACCCGCUGCUGCUCUACCGCAUGACUACAACACCCUUCACCUGGAUGGAGAUCCUCAUCAUUUCAUGGGUCAUGGGUAUGAUUUGGGCUGAGGUGAAGGAGAUCUGGAGUCAAGGACCAGGAGAGUAUCUGGUCGAACCGUGGAACUUUCUGGACUUUGGGAUGCUGGCGAUCUUCCUUGCCUCCUUCAGCUGCCGCUUCUCUGCUCUGAGACACGCUGACAUAGCCCAGACCUAUGUAUACACACAACAAUACACAACACUGAGUAAUGUCACACUGCCCCCCGAGAUACACUACUUUACUCUGGCACGUAUCGACUGGUUGCCGUCAGAUCCACAGCUGGUAUCAGAAGGCCUGUACGCUGUCGCAGUGGUGCUGAGCUUCUCUCGGAUUGCUUACAUCCUCCCAGCCAACGAGAGCUUCGGUCCGCUGCAGAUCUCUUUAGGGAGGACUGUAAAGGACAUCUUCAAGUUCAUGGUCAUCUUCAUCUUGGUCUUUCUGGCCUUCAUGAUCGGCAUGUUCAAUCUGUACUCUUACUACCUGGGGGCCAAGCAGAACGACGCCUUCACCACCCUGGAGGAGAGCUUCAAGACAUUGUUCUGGGCUAUAUUUGGCCUGUCCGAGGUCAGAUCCGUCGUAAUCAACAACGGGCACAAAUUCAUCGAGAACAUUGGCUAUGUGCUGUACGGGGUGUACAACGUUACCAUGGUGAUAGUGCUGCUCAACAUGCUCAUCGCCAUGAUCAACAGUUCCUUCCAGGAGAUUGAGGAUGACGCUGACGUUGAGUGGAAGUUUGCUCGUGCAAAACUUUGGUUCUCCUACUUUGAAGAGGGCAGGACUCUCCCUGUGCCCUUUAACCUGGUCCCGAGUCCUAAAUCUAUGCAGGGACUGGCCUCAGCCAUUAAGUCUCUGCUUCUGCAGUUUGUGGAAGGACACAGUCAGGAGAAAAUGGAGACGCAACUCAACCAGCUCGGGGUGGGAAAAAAUUCAGGAUAUGGUGCUUCUUCUAGCCCAACCAGGUAUCAGAAGAUCAUGAAGCGACUGAUAAAGCGUUACAUCAUCAAAGCCCAAGCAGACAGAGAGAGUGACGAGAUCACUGAAGGUGAGCUGAAAGAGAUCAAACAGGACAUCUCCAGUCUGAGAUAUGAGCUGCUGGAGGAGAAAUCACAGAGCACGGACACGCUUGACGGGCUGCUGAGGAGGCUGGAAGAGCUCAGCACACCUUCAUCGUCACACUGACUGUCAUCCCGACUUUUACAUGAAACUGUACAGCUCUAAGAGCGUCAAGUGCCUGUUCUAUGUCACUGAAUGUAGAUACACUAAUACAGUGGCAAACCAAGAUCAAAUGAGAAUAUAUGUGAAUACAAAAUUAAAAUGUAACUGGCUGACUGCAA
Stegastes partitus (bicolor damselfish) is the source of this 2870-nucleotide messenger RNA. It is a transcript of the gene trpc6a, whose product is annotated as transient receptor potential cation channel, subfamily C, member 6a. The transcript has 14 exons. Bases 55 to 2715 code for a protein of 886 amino acids. Gene Ontology annotation, cellular component: cation channel complex; plasma membrane. Lineage: Eukaryota; Metazoa; Chordata; Actinopteri; Pomacentridae. The record is from RefSeq and is a predicted model, not a curated record. Gene Ontology annotation, molecular function: store-operated calcium channel activity; inositol 1,4,5 trisphosphate binding; protein binding. Gene Ontology annotation, biological process: regulation of cytosolic calcium ion concentration; calcium ion transmembrane transport; single fertilization.